Messenger RNA from Saxophila tyrrhenica, 558 nucleotides. RefSeq lists its product as uncharacterized. Gene Ontology annotation, cellular component: phagophore assembly site. The record is from RefSeq and is a predicted model, not a curated record. Bases 1 to 558 code for a protein of 185 amino acids. Lineage: Eukaryota; Fungi; Ascomycota; Dothideomycetes; Mycosphaerellales; Extremaceae. The transcript is spliced from 2 exons. Gene Ontology annotation, biological process: autophagosome assembly; autophagy.
AUGGACACGCGACGAGCACCAGAGUAUGCGCUUGAACUAUCGGCAGAUCGCUCCAACGUCAGAGAUGUGGUCAAAGGCGCUCUCCACACGAUCUUCUUCCACCGAUGCUUCGUCCCGCUACAGCCGGCCACGCACGAUAUACUGGAGAUGACCCUACCCUACGUAUCCGAAGAUGACAUUGAGACGCUCAUUGAGCAGCGCACCAACGCCUUCAUGCGCGCGCUUGACUCCGCUUCCACCUCCCAAUCACCGCAGUCGCAGCCCAAGCCAGGCAAAGGGCACCUCGUCGUACAGUUCCUCGAGAAGAAGCGGCGCAAGGGGUGGUUCGUUGCUAAAGCGGAUGAAGAGACGGUAUGGGAGACUUGGGUGAUAGAAGUCACCUUGACGUCGGCGCGCAGCGAGCCAGAGGCAGCGCGGAAUCGUAGGCAGAUGGAGAAGCAGUUGCAGACUGCUGCGAUGGCUAUCAUAGAGACGGCGAAUGGUGAGAAGGACCAUAUACCGCCCAUUACGUCGACGGAUUCGAAUCCGUUUCCGUAUCAGAUAUUAGUCAAUCCAUAG